Boleophthalmus pectinirostris (great blue-spotted mudskipper) is the source of this 2937-nucleotide messenger RNA. RefSeq names its product olfactomedin-like 2Ba (gene olfml2ba). Gene Ontology annotation, biological process: signal transduction. Lineage: Eukaryota; Metazoa; Chordata; Actinopteri; Gobiiformes; Gobiidae. The record is from RefSeq and is a predicted model, not a curated record. The transcript has 8 exons. Bases 191 to 2635 code for a protein of 814 amino acids.
CGCCUCUUGAAGCGUCUGAGGCCGGCUGCUCCUCUCUGUUACUGCACUCUAAAUUAGUCAAGGACGUCAAUGUUUGACUGCAAAAUGACGUCGUAGGACAGUUAUUAUUUUUGAGAAUUUUCAUCAAAUUUGUACAUUUGGAGUAUGCUUUUUCCUACUUUAUGCGUUCUUGCUUAAUAUUGCAGUGAAGAUGUUUUUGUGCAUUGUUCUUCUCACAUGCGGCGCGCUGUUGGAACAAAACAGCGCAGCGCCACAGAGCAAAUGGUCUGCAGAUACCGAGCAUGACCAACAGAUAGACCCCCUGCAGCAGGAGGUCCAUGGACAAGAGAGCAUUCUGUCUCAGCUACUGGGUGAUUAUGACAAAGUGAAAGCCAUCUCGGAAGGCUCUGACUGUCGCUGUAAAUGUGUUGUCAGACCCUUGAGCAGAAGCGCGUGCCGGCGGAUAGAGGAGGGACACGCGAGAGUGGAGGACUUCUACACCGUGGAGACUAUCACCAGUGGACCCGAGUGUAAGUGCGCCUGCAUCGCUCCUCCGUCUGCUGUCAACCCCUGUGAAGGAGAGUUCAGAUUGAAAAAACUUAAAGAGGCUGGAAAGGAGAAUACAAAGCUGUCGACCAUCCUGGACUUGCUUGAAGGAUCUUUCUAUGGUAUGGACUUGCUGAAGCUACACUCUGUUACCAGCAAGCUGCUGGAGCGGAUUGAUCACAUUGAAAAGGUGGUUUGGAACAAGUCUCAUACUGAAGCAAAUCCUCAACAGAAUUCCCCACUACAGACAGACAGCACCGGCAGCCCACCAAGUCAAUCACUACAUGAAAAGAAAAAUAAGAAAUUGUUGCGUACACAAGUCAACAAUGCCAAGUUCGAGAAGUUUGUUGGAGAAAAUCCUUCUGUCAUCCACACUGAGAGAUCUGCUGAAGUCAUUGAGAUGAGCUCUAAGGAGACACCCAAAAAUACUGUCCAUCAAGUGACAAAAACUGGACCCAAUGGACUCAUCAUUCGAGGAAUGACUUUCUACAAAUCAGAGUCAGACCCAAUGGUAGCAGAUGAUGGCGAGCCUGGGGAGAACUUGUUUGAGUAUGAUUCGUUCAGUGGAGAUGGCCCCAUUAAUCUUUUUAUUGAAGAGAAUCUUCUUCAACACAAAACCCCACACCCAAGGACCAGACCAGGACAAAAGACAUUUAGAUCAAAAACUGAACAUCAAUUUAGCAGAUACUGGAAAACAUCAAAAUACAGAAAAUCUAAGGAGGCAGAAACACACAAAGAAUCACCAUCUGAAUCAACUAUACACUUUCCAAGUGCAACCAACUCUAUGCUGUAUUUGCAAAAGUACACUUCAAAACCCAAACCAUUGCCUACUGAUGUGACUGAUGAGCCACAUGUAACUAAAACUACAGUGGACCCAGUCCCAUCCCAUGGAAGGACGGACACACAAGACUCUACUGAGGCCUUUUUAACAAGCAAGACACCACUCACCAUGAUGAAAACAUCUGAUCAAAUGCUCAGUAUCCAAGCUACUAUGGCUAGUCCAGCUUCUACUAGUAUUACCACUGCAACUGCAGCUGCAACUACUAUGGUCCCUACAUUAUACACUACCCCAACUUUAGAGUCAACAACAUUAGCUCUAUCAGCUGGAGCUAGUAAAGAUGAAACAUCUAUGCCACUUUCCACACAACCUUUGACACUGAUGACCCCAGAACACACCCCUUGGCCCUCAACCACACCUGGGACCACCACGCCUUCUGCUACGACUGCUACUACCACUUUGGUUUCUUUCACUACUGCUAAACCUGUACCAGUCGAGUCAAAGCCAAUCAAAGAUGAGAAACUCCACAUAAGAAAACCAGCAGACUGUAAGGACACACUGGCCACCAUUUCUGAGCCUGUCACUCACAACACUUAUGGCAAGAGUGAGGGAGCAUGGAUGAAGGAUUCAACAUCUAUUAGUGGCAAAAUAUAUGUCACAAACUAUUUCUAUGGGAACAACCUUUUGGAAUUUGCCAACCUGGAAGUCUUUAAACAAGGCCAUUUUACCAAUUCCUACAAACUCCCUUACAACUGGAUUGGUACUGGUCAUGUGGUUUAUCGUGGUGCAUUUUACUACAAUCGUGCCUUCUCUCGGGACAUCAUCAAGUUUGACCUUCAUCAUCGCUAUGUUGCUUCGUGGACCAUGUUGCACGAUGCAGUGUUUGAAGAGUCUUCCACACCUUGGGAAUGGCGCAGCUACUCGGACAUCAACAUUGCAGUGGACGAGAGCGGACUUUGGAUCAUCUACCCAGCACUGGAUGACGAGGGCUUCCUUCAGGAGGUGGUGGUCCUUAGUCGGUUGAACCCAGUGGAUCUGAGCAUGCAGAGGGAGACCACAUGGAGAACUGGACUCAGGAGAAAUCAAUAUGGAAACUGCUUCAUUGUCUGCGGGGUGCUGUAUUUUGUAGACAGUUACAACCAAAGAGAGGCUAACCUGGAGUAUGCCUUUGACACACACACCAACACUCAGAUGAUUCCCAGAAUGCCUUUCACUAAUAAUUACACAUAUACAACACAGUUAGAUUAUAAUCCUAACGAGGGAGUACUAUACGCAUGGGACAAUGGACAUCAAGUCACAUACAAUAUUAAGUUUGCAUUUGUAGAGCCUUGAGUUGUUAGUUUAAUAAUAAUAAGUGGGUUGUAGAUCAAUCCAGAAAUUCCUUUUUUGUGUGUUUUCAAGACAAUUGUAGGCCUGGUUCCUCUAUAAACAAAUGUGUUAUUGUAUAUAUUGUAAAGGUGUAUAAAAGCCCUAUGAGGUUAUUGAAUGUAGAGGAGGGAGAGCGAUUCAAUGAUGUCAAGUAAAGUGCAAAAAUAUUUUUUUGUAUUGUUUUUUACAUGUUUGACACAACUCAUGUGAAGGCACUUACUUCCUCCAUAUCAGAUAGUCUUAAAAAAAACAAAAACAAUGAUAUU